Apus apus (common swift) is the source of this 5024-nucleotide messenger RNA. It is a transcript of the gene TMEM45A, whose product is annotated as transmembrane protein 45A. The record is from RefSeq and is a predicted model, not a curated record. NCBI's taxonomy places the organism in Eukaryota, Metazoa, Chordata, Aves, Apodiformes, Apodidae. The coding region runs from base 341 to 1168 and encodes 275 amino acids. The transcript is spliced from 8 exons.
GCCUCAGCUGAAGGGUCCCGGGGCCGCGGGGCUGCCCCGGGCCGGCAGAGAAAGCCCCCGGCAGGGCGAGGAGCUGCGGGGGAGGCGAAGGAGGAGUCUGCGAGGGAGCAGGGCGGCCAAGGUCUCAGUCCUCCCAAUAUCUGGUACUGUCUAUGAAGAAGAGAAUUCUAAACGCCUGCACCAUCACUGGUAGCCACACUGAGGGAGCAACCCUUGCAACCAGAGACAUAUAAAUCAUAUUGAGGCUCCAAAUUGGCAGUCCUGAAGACUGGAACUUUCAUAUCUGCACACUAGCAGCUGCUCUGAUUCCAGAGCAAAUGGUGUCAUCUACCAGGAAACCAUGGGGAAUUUCAAAGGGCAUGCCCUCCCUGGAAGCUUUUUCCUUCUUUUUGGCUUGUGGUGGUCAGUGAAGUACCCACUGAAGUAUGCCUGUAGAAAAAACAAGAAUGCUUGCUACUUUGGCUCCAGGGCAGGAUUUCAGCGCCUGGAGUUUGUUGAGGGUAUCAUCAAAGCUUUCUUUGCCCUGAUUGGAAUGGUCGCCGAGCAGUUUGUUCCUGAUGGACCCCAUCUGAAGUUGUAUAAUUAUGAGGAAAAGCACUGGGAUCACUUGAUGAACUGGCAACAUGCCACCAUGUACCUAUUCUAUGGCAUUUCAGGGUUGGUUGACAUCGUGGCUCAUGGGACCAAUGCAUUGCCAGUGGCUAUGGACAGGAUGAUGCUUUCCUUAGCAGUGUUUAUUGAAGGUUUUCUCUUUUGCUAUCACCUUCAUGGGAGAGCCAUGCUGGAUGUUCAUGUUCAUCAGUUAUUGUUGUUUGCUGUCUUUGGAGCUGCUGCCUGCAUAUUUCUGGAAGUUUUCUUCCGUGGCAGUAUUGUGCUGGAGAUGCUCCGUACAAGCCUCUGCAUAUUACAAGGCAGCUGGUUCUGGCAGAUUGGUUUUGUGCUUUAUCCUCCAAAUGGGAGUCCAGAGUGGAAUCAGACUGAUCAUACUAAUAUGAUGUUCCUCACCAUGUGCUAUUGCUGGCAUUACGCCUUCGCUUUUCUUAUACUUGCAGUGAAUUACACAAUCGUCAGCUGGACAAUUCGUUCAAGGGUCAAACAGUCCCAGUCUAUGGAAAUGGGAUUACUGAAAACACCUGAAAGAGACCAAGAGUCAGAAGAUGAAAUUUAGUAUGAAUAUGGCUUGACUAUCCUAUCUGCUCUACCAUUAGGCUAACUGAUACCUCAUUUCUAGAGUUGUUUGCCAUCUUAUUAAUUCUGUAUUACAACUUAUUAUAUAAAUAUCAUCUUUAUUUGUGAAGGGUAAGCUUGAUAUCGAUUUGUGAUGGUACCUUUAGUACCUUGCUCAUCAAAUGCUUCAGAGAAAACCAGACUAAUACUAGACAGACUUAGCCUGGAUGGCAUGAUGAAGUCUGUGUGUUUGCCUCAUUAAAGGCUAAGCAAAAUGAAUGGACUGUGAAAUUUCCAUAGGUAGGGUGUCCAAAUAAGUGUGUUUGUUGCUCUGGGAGUAACUGUGCAUAAAUAACUUUGCAGACCUGGAAAAUGGUAGAACAAGAUAAAAAAAUUAAGAGUCCUGCAGCUGUCUUGUGUACCACUUUCAUGUCUCUGCUAAUGGCUUGAUAUUAAAUGGAACGAACUACUCACUGCAAACUCAUUCAGUGUUUCCUUGAAGAGUAUGUAGUGUGUUCACUCCUGCAGAGGCAGUACCAAGCUUUGUACAAAAGAGCUGUAUGUUGAUCAAAAGUAAUUGCUCUUCUCCAUUCUCAUGCAUAGAUAGUCCUGCCUCUUUGCUAUAAUUUGGCCUAUAAAGGCAAUUAAGUGACUCUGUUUUCCUUCAGCUCCUGGAGCAACUUCCAGAAAGGCCAAGGGGUGUCCAAUGGGGUGGCACCCAGCCACAAAGCCGAUUUCUUUUCCAAAGUUCUUUUCUUUACUUGGUGGAAUUUCAGCAGAGUUCAUAGCAGAUGCACAGCUGGACCCAGUACCCGGGACAGGAGUGGGUAAUGCUGAUCUGUGGGCAGGAUGAAAUGGAUAUGCAUCCUUUUCCUUGUGUCGCCCAUGCUUCUGCCCCUGCAAAUGCCAGGUUGCUUGUACAGUGCUGCAUGGUGAGUUGCAGGAGGGCAGGUGUUGCCUUCAUCAUAGCUUCAUGCCCAGAGACCCACAGAAGUGCAACUUAAAAAAGUAUAUUUUUAAACUACACUUUUUUUCUAUACUAUAACUGAAGUCGUGAUCCAGUGGCACAGAAAGUGCCCCUCCCAGGGCUCAGUGUUGCUUGGGCUGCUCUCCAACCUCAACAAAAGGGAAAGAACUGAUACAUGGCAAAACACAUCAGAAAAUGAUGUUGUGUAUAAGCACACUGCCCUUACAGAGCAGACUUUUGAAACAUUGCUCUGGCUCUACACCUUUUGAAAGGAUUGCACAAGCAGGUGGGCAGGAGGGAGCAUUUGCUGUGCCACUGCAUGUGUGUUCUGCCUUCCAGAGGGCAGAACAUGGGAUGAAUGCUGGUGGCCAUGGGCCGUUUUACAUAUCCAUCAGUGCUAAAGGGAUCAUUCUGGAGAACUGCCCUUUCCUUUAAAAGACCUUCUAAAAAUUUAUUUUCUAAUUAUUUUCAGAAACAGGUUGAUGCAGAACAACAAAUUCUGUUCAAAUAGUACCAGUAUGUCAGUUUCGGUGCUGCAUAAGUGUGUUCCUUCUAUUAUUUGAAAUUUUUCAGAUGCUUCUAAGGAAAUGCAGAGCUGGACUCUGGUAGAUGAACAAGAGCUGCAGGAUCUGGUGCCUCUACUUUUGAAUUUCCCCAUUGUUUUUCUUUUCAGUGUGAACCAGAAGAAUGAGUAGCAUUAAAUUAUUAAUUGCAGUAAGCUGAUUGCCUAAAAAGAUAGGCAAUAAAAUAGUUUGUACUUCACAGGGAUCACAAGACUCAGAAAAAGAAAAAAAAAACAAAGGGCUUUUUCUGAAGCUAUUUCACACGUUCACUUCAUUUUGAGGACCCACUUUUUUCCUUCUCUUCUACAAGCAGCCACUUUCCUUAGUUGCACAUGCUGUUAAAGGUGAAUUUUAGACCUCUGAGCUUAUCAAUGGCUUUUAAAAAUCAAUGAGGUAUUUUAUUAUGAAGAAGAGCUUCAGAAAGUACUUUGCUUCUCAUAGGCAGGAACAAUGCAAGUUUCUUCACUGCUUUUCUUGAUAAAUUAUAUUUAAUAGUGUACAAGUAUUAAGGUGCUGUACCUCCAACGGGAUAACCUAAGCAGGAAGAACAGCCAGAUAAACUGGCUGAGCUCUGAUAUGUCUUCUUAGAAGACUUCGGUUGGCAAUUUAAAAAGUAUUUUAGACCUUUGCCAAGUACCAUGAAGUGACACUUGUAACCAGGUUACAGAUUAUCCAGAUGAAUCUACGUUUGAAAGCAACAAUAGCUGGUUCACAGACAUUUCUAUGGUUAGAAAUGUAAAAUGGGAAAAUGCAGAUGCAUAGCCAAAGAUCACCACUUUUCUUAACAAUUGUUUUACCUUCUUCAAUGAUUUUUCUCUCAAGGACAUUGGAGAUUUUGGCAAUCUUGAAGUUGUCUCAGGACAACCUUGUAAGCAAGGUAUCAGUAUGACAUUUUUGCACUUUUGUAGCACUUCGUCUCAGCUUUGGAGUGUUCUCACUGUAAACUCUGUAUUAAAUUAUAUUCACUCCACUCUGCAAAUCUUAGACUUGAGUUUCAUUACUGUAGUUCCAGUAAAAUCAGGUUUUCUGUCGGCAUAAGCCAUAAUGAAGAUCCAUGGCUUUGCCAAAGAGCUUGCCUGUUAAUUGCAGCAGGGAUACAUUGGCCAAAUGCAGCAUGUCACUACACCCAACCAUAAUCUUACCUUCAUUGCACCACAUCACUCAUGUCCCUGAACUGUUGGGAUUCUUUUAAAGGGUAGGAUUUUUUAUUUUUUCCUUUUAGCAUGAUUGGAGUAUAAAGCUUCUCUGCAGUGCUGGGCAAUGAACACAAUGGUUACAUGUCAAAGAGAACUUGGGGAUUACUACAAAAGUCUGUCAGGAUAAGCCAAAAUCAGUUGAUAAAGUGAGUCUCAUGGGAUUCCACAACCUGAGUGAGCUGUGAAUGCUGAGGGUGCUUAGCAAACUCCCCUUUUGAAAAAACCUGCUUUUUCAGAAACAAAAAGUGCCAGUACUCAAAUACGAUGACCAGAAGAGUGGCUGCCUGCCACUCUUCGUCCUGUGACAACCUUAGCUUGGUGGCUCUGGAUCCAUCUUUACCUGCACCAGGGCAUCAGCCCAGCAGUGGCUGUUGGUCAUGCAUAUUAUUGGGAAAAACCUGAGCAGGACUAAGCCUGCUGAGAGGUAACACCUGUAUCUCCCUCUGUGUCACUGCUGUGAAGCUCCCUUAAAUUAUCAGAGAACUGGAUGAAUAAGCCCAUCAGAAACACCUCCUGGUUUUGGUGUACCCAUGCUUAGCAAAGAUGCCUUUAAAGAAGCACAGCCUGGAAGCUAAUGCAGUCUGACACAGAACUGUAGAGCAGGCUUCUCACAAAAACUCUGUCUUCACGUAAGAGAAGAAAGAUUAUUGCAUUAAUGAGCUUGAAGAAAUGCAAGGGAAAACAGAUCUUGAAGCCUCAAAGAAACAGUAGUCUCUUGGAUUUAAUUUUUAAUACGUACAGAGUGAGUGUCUCAGUGGGGAUUUGUACCUGACGUAUUUUUGGUGCCACAAAAGAAAGAAACACCCCAUUUUUGGGUGAGUUACUGUUAAGCGGAACACCCGACCCAUUCUUCUCUAGCACUGUUCACAAGAGAUGUCCAGGAACAGUAAGAUGUUUAAUAUGAUGAAAGAGGUACAACCUUCAGCAUCUCAUGAGCAACAGAUUAUGCUUGAGUUGAAUGAGUGGAGGGAAGUCUGACAAAUUUAUGAAUGUCACUCAGAAAAAGGUAGCUGCUCUCAAGAAAUUUUAAAUUAUUGAUAAAUAUGGUGCUUUUGAAAAACUAUAUGGCAGUUUAUAAUACACAAGGUAUGCCUGUAAUUUUAUAUAAAUAAAAUUGAUUUAUUCAUAUAA